Pogonomyrmex barbatus (red harvester ant) is the source of this 1805-nucleotide messenger RNA. Its product is annotated as 15-hydroxyprostaglandin dehydrogenase [NAD(+)]-like. Gene Ontology annotation, cellular component: cytoplasm. Gene Ontology annotation, molecular function: oxidoreductase activity, acting on the CH-OH group of donors, NAD or NADP as acceptor. The record is from RefSeq and is a predicted model, not a curated record. NCBI's taxonomy places the organism in Eukaryota, Metazoa, Arthropoda, Insecta, Hymenoptera, Formicidae.
AGUGUCCUUCGCAUCCCGCCUGUUGCGAAAUCUCAGCACGGGUGGAGAAGUCCGAAAGAUAGGAGAGAAGAUAAAAAUCUAUCAAGAAAAUGGAAAUAAAAGGGCAAGUUGCCCUAGUGACUGGAGCUGCAUCUGGUAUCGGCAAAGCGUAUGCUGUCGAACUGCUGAAUCAGGGUGCUAAGGUGGCUAUCUGUGAUAUAAACACCGAAGAAGGAGAGAAACUGGUGGAAACAUUAGCCGCAAAGUAUGGUAAAGAUCGCGUGAUCUUUUCGCAAUGUGACGUCACGGAUUACCCGCAAUUCGAAGAAUCGUUUCAGACAACGAUCGCGGAAUUCGGUCAUAUUGAUAUCGUUAUCAACAACGCUGGUAUCAUGAACGACCGAUUCUGGGAGCUUGAAGUAGACAUUAAUCUUAAUGGGGUAAUACGCGGCACUUUGCUCGCUCAACGAUUUAUGGGCACCGAUAGGGGUGGCCAGGGUGGAAUCGUUAUUAAUACCGGCAGCAAUGUCAGCAUUAACCCUUACGUCAGCGUGCCAAUUUAUUCCGCGACAAAAGCGGCUAUUGUCAACUUCACCAGAGCUUUUGGAGAUCAAUACCACGUAGAUUUGACGGGUGUUAAGGUAAUGGCACUCUGUCCGAGUGCCACAGAUACCAAAUUAGUACGAGACGUCAAUAGAAAGCUUCUCUUGGCUCGAUAUGAAGAUGCCUGGCAAAGAGAUACGGCCUCGUCAAUUCCUCAAAGGGCGGAACACGUGGCGAAGGCAUUGAUACACGUGUUGAGUAGCGGAAAAAGCGGCAGCGUGUGGAUGGUGGAGAAGGACCAGCCUCCUCACGAGAUCAGUUUUGCGAAGCACAAUCGCGAUUUGCAUACGUCCGCAGUGUCUCAAAAGUAUCUCGAAUACAACACUCUGAUAAUGGAGAUUCAUGGAAAAACCGUGCUUAUCACCGGCGGAGCUAAUGGCAUUGGUUAUUGCACCGCUCGAGAAUUGCUUCGGAGCGGAGCGAAGGCUAUCGCAAUUAUAGAUUUACCUGACUCAAAUGGCGAAAAUGCUGUGACGGAAUUAGAGAAGGAAUUCGGCGCGAAUCAUGUCAUUUUCCUCAUUGGAAACGUGGCAAAUGCCGAGGAAUUUACGGCUUGUUUCGAAAAGGCAAUAGAAUCAUUCAGCACAUUGGAUAUUAUUAUCAAUAAUGCCGGUAUUAUGAAUGAUGCAGAAUGGGAGCCGAUGGUUGAUGUUAAUUACAAAGGGGUUGUACGUGGCACGUUACUGGGUCUGAAUCACAUGGGAAAGCAUAAAGGAGGAAAAGGCGGUACCAUCGUUAAUAUGGCUUCUAUAGUUGGCUUGCAAGGCAAUCCAAUCGCGCCGAUUUACACCGGCACGCAUUUCGCCAUUGUCGGAUUUACCUCAUCCUUAGUGACUUUCUAUGAGAAAACAGGUGUACGUGUAUUGAUAAUAUGUCCCGGUCUCACAACUACUGGCAUGGCUUCGAAGUACAUGUCAAGCAAAAUCUACGCAAUGGACAUCCUCGAUGAUGAAAUCGCUGCUAAGGAAAUGACGACGAUGGAGAGUCAAUCACCUGAGCAUGUGGCAACCGCUAUUGUAGAAUUGAUCGAAAAAGGAAAUAACGGAGCGAUCUUUGUUAGCGAAAACAAUCAACCUGCUUACGCCGUACAAUUACCAUCCUACACUGAUUUGAAGAUUUCGGUAUAAGAUCUGCAAGCUGAUGAAUUAUUCUUGUUAUAUGGACACCGGCGCCUCGAUUUCUUUCACGAUUCUUGAAAAUAAAUAUAUUUAAUUUAAAAAAAA